GUUCUUUUUGGACUUGCUAUACACUCACUAGCUUGCCAUAAUGCGGUCCUUCGCAUGGAUACAUGCCGUCUUACACGUCUUCGAUGUCGUUAAUGCAUCUACAAGCGUUGCUUGGUCGAAUGCGACUGGACAGGACCCCGUUUCGAAUGUAACUACACAAGGUCCCGGAUGGGAGGGAGAUUAUUUCGACAACGAAUGUGCCAGAAGUCCCUACUGUCACAUCACGGAUCUUCCAGGUACCUACGAAUGGAGCAACGACUGCCCAAACUUUCCCAGGAUCACCGAACACCUAUGGUUACAAAAUCGACACGAAGACGCAUUCUUCUUGAGAAAGCGCCUCAAGGAGUUCCAACUUAUACAGAGGGCAAGGAAACUUGCGGACGAUGAGAUCACUUUCCCUGCCUUCCUGGCGAAGCGAUACGCUCCCAACCUACCACCCAGUAGCAUGCUCUGUGAUGGCAUGGGCAUGUGUAGAUCUCCAAGCUGCAAGGACAUCGGCGCACAGCACACUCCCGCGGAACAACGCGCAGUCAUGUUGUUCUUCGAGUUCGUCUCAGGUCUCGACCAUUCCUUCCACAUCACCAGCGAAGCUAUCCAGGACCAUUACAGGCACAUUCUCGAAGAUAUUGAUGCCCUCACGAGGUGGUUCACGUAUGCAGACGAACAACAAGACGCCGCAGUCAAGAAGGAUGAGAAGAAGAAGAAGGCACUAGCCGCUAUGGAGUUGGCCUUCGGAAUUAUUACGGCGGUCUUUCAACUAUUUACUACAGCCGCCAACAUGAUGAACUACAGACCCGACGUAAUCACUAAUUGGGUCAAGAGCUUCUCUAGGCUAAACAGACUGGCUUCGAGGUGGCAGCGGAGUUUGGCAUGGACGACCAAAAAGUUGCCAGGAAUUUCGAAAUAUACGGGCAUCAAGAACUUGGCAAGCCGGAGGACGCCGACAGUGAACGCAGAUGGUACGCCCGGGGAACCAUAUGGUUUGCUUAUGCCCAAAUCGAUCGAGAACUUUCAGAAAUUGUGGACCAUCACCAGUGGGGGCUGGCUAGGUUCGCAAGCUUUGACCAAAGAGGUAGUCAAAAAGAUUGACCACAAGAAGGAUUUGAAAGGGUAUGACAAAACCCUGGAAGCCGUGCGUGCAGCACUUGCCGAUAUCGAUACCAACGCAGUCGACGAAGCCCGAGAUGGAAUGCGAAUUCUUGCGUCAGGCUACAAAACUCGCAAUGGCCACGACAUUAUCGAUCUCUUCGCCAAGGAUUUCUUCCACGGCGCCAACGUCCACUUCCGAUCCUAUGUCGACUUUGUGAUUGGAAUGAAGUCUUACGCAACCAUCAUAAGCGCUUUAUGGAAAACGGAAGGCGUUUACGUCGUUGAGAGCUGGGCUAAACCCGGCGGCGACUGUGACCAAGACGACCGUGGACCAGCCGAGAACAAGAUCUGCCUUGAAGAACGCCCUGACAGGUCGUACUGGGUGUACGCAAUGACGAACUACAAGGACAAAAAGACGCGCAGUCCACCCGGAUGGGAGUAUCUCACCAGUGAAGAAGGCUUUCACGGCCUCUUCGCUAGCGACGUGGUCCGAUCUGGUCUUUGGAAAGACGAGGUCUAUUGGCCGCACCGUAAGAAGGAGGAACGUGACCGGAAUUCUACAGAUUCAGCCUCUUGUCCAUCAGUCAACAACGAUAAACUGCAGAACGUGACUGCUCCAGAACCGGUGAAUCUGGAUGGCGAGGUAGAGUAUCUCGAAGAUUAUGGCAACGCUCCUGACGGCUUUGACGUUGCAGUAUGUCGCAGCUGGCUCGGCGAAGCCAUCUCUAGCACCGGCAGCACGGACAACCAGAACGCGCCAUGCCAAUGCGAUCCCAUGAACCCCACAUACGCAGCCUCGUGGGAUGCGCCCACCAACUGGACAAUGGCAGCGACUAAGCAUUUCGUCAAAGACAGCGGCUUGUACAACUUCGACAACUUCGGCAAGAAGUGCCACGACUGUGAAAGGAUGGACACUAGUUGGAAGGCAUUGCUAGAAGUUGAUGACGAGGACAAACCACCGAAGCAUAUGAAGAAGGCCUGGUUUGGCGGCUGUGACUUCAACCAUCACAAAUCGCAUCCGCUGGGACCACCACAGCUUACCCAGCCUGACUCGAACUCGACAAGCUCAUCAUCUGUAUCUCCAGGUUGCGACCCAAUGCAAUCACCAACACCCACCCGAGAGCCCAUCAUGCAAGUUACCACCCAACUCCUCCACGAGGAAACGCGCUAUCCGAAGAACACACCCAAGAACAUAACGUCGCAAGGCGCAUGCAACGGGCCGUACUGUAUCGUGGAUGUCGUUUAUGAGAUCCGAGAGUCACACUUCAACUACACCGUCGACUCCUCUGUCCGAAACGGCGAGCAUGGCUGCUACCCUGAUGACAACAAGUGCGUUGAGCAAUCCGCCCAUGACAUCUGCGAUUUCGUCGAUGAUGAUGAUGACGACAAGGAAGAGGCCAAGGCCAAGGAAGACGCGGAAUGGGAUCGAGAAGAGGUUGGUCCAGAUGACGAUGACUGGGAAGACUUCAUCCAGGAGAAUCCCAAAGGCAACGGCACGAACCCGGGAAACGACCAAGCUCCAGGUAACGGCACCUCUCUAGACAGCCAAGACAAGAAGAAACCCGACAACGAAGCCAUGAAAGCAUUUAAAGCAUGGCUCAAGAUGCACGAAAAACGACUCCCAUGUGUGUGCGGCGGAGAUGGCAAGACGGGCCAACACGGUAUCCAUUGCUUCCAAGGACUAGUCGCCACGAGAAUUACCACGAUCAAGGGUCGCAUGAGUCAGACAGCUAACUCGUUGAGUCCUUUGGCUGGUACCGCGACCGGAGCCGGAGGUGCGGCUGCAGGUGGGACUGGCAAUGUGGUAACCAACACCAUCAUCACGACCGAGUGGGUUGACAGGCGAGAGAUAACUGUGGAGAUGCCGAGUCUGGGUACGCCUACGGAGACGGCGGUGUUUCUGACGGGUAGCUAUGCUUCGAUUGCUACCCACGCAACGAUGGGUAUGAACUAA
Messenger RNA from Alternaria rosae, 3043 nucleotides. RefSeq lists its product as uncharacterized. The coding region runs from base 41 to 3043 and encodes 1000 amino acids. The record is from RefSeq and is a predicted model, not a curated record. NCBI's taxonomy places the organism in Eukaryota, Fungi, Ascomycota, Dothideomycetes, Pleosporales, Pleosporaceae. The transcript has 5 exons.